Strigops habroptila (Kakapo) is the source of this 1152-nucleotide messenger RNA. Its product is annotated as arylacetamide deacetylase-like 4. Gene Ontology annotation, molecular function: hydrolase activity. The coding region runs from base 1 to 885 and encodes 294 amino acids. The record is from RefSeq and is a predicted model, not a curated record. The transcript has 2 exons. Lineage: Eukaryota; Metazoa; Chordata; Aves; Psittaciformes; Psittacidae.
AUGUGGAAACGGAGCGGGCACAUAACGAUCCCCAAACGUUUUGCAGAUUCCCAUGAAAAGAUUUGCCGUUACAUUGCCAGAGAAAGCAACUCGGUGGUUGUGUCAGUUGGGUAUCGUUUAGCCCCCGAACACAAAUACCCUGCUGCAUAUGAAGACUGUCUUACUGCCACCAUACACUUCAUGAAGAACGCAGAGCACUAUGGUGUGAAUCCUGCCAACAUAACGGUCUGUGGGGACAGUGCUGGGGGCAAUCUGGCAGCUGCUGUUAGCCAGACCCUUGCAGGUAGAUCAGACCUCCCCAGCCUGCGUGCUCAGGUCUUGAUCUACCCAGGCCUGCAGGCCCUGGACUUCAAUUUACCAUCCUACUAUCAAAAUCAAGGGGUUCCCCCUUUGCUCCGAGAACAUGCCAUUUUCUGUAUGUUACACUACCUAGAUGGGCAUGCACUGCAUAUGCAAGAGGUCUUGGAGGGCUCUCAUAUUCCUCCAGAUAUGAGGCUGAAGUACAGGAAGUGGGUGAGUCCAGAUCACAUCCCUGAAAAAUUUAAGGUCAGAGGCUACAAACCACACAAGCCCCAUGAAUUCAAGGCUGAUUUUUUUGAGAAAGCAAAGAGAUUCUGUGAGCCCAACCUGUGCCCGCUGCUGGCUGAAGAUGCUGUGAUUCAGCAGCUGCCUGAGUGUUUCAUCCUGACUUGUGAGUAUGAUGUGCUGAGGGACGAUGGCUUGCUUUACAAGAAGAGACUGGAGGACAACGGUGUUCCAGUGACCUGGUACCACCUCGAGGAUGGAUUCCAUGGAAUCACAAGCCUCUAUGAUUACUGUGGCUUGUCAUUCCCAUCUGGAAAAAGGGGAUUGGAUAGAAUUGUUAAAUACAUAAAAGGCCUGUGAAAACAAGUUUCCUUCUUUAUACUUUUCCCACUAACGCCUCUGUUUAGGCUCCCAAACCUCAGGUAGUAGGUAAAAUGUGAUCAUGUGAGUAGGUAAAAUCAGCAAAAAUGUGAUACUCUUUGAUGUGUAAGAAUACCUAUUUUGAUAUUCAUGAACUUCAGAUCUGGUCUUUGUCCUCAUGAGACUAUUGUCAGUCCAGUCUCUAUAGCCUUAGUAUUUUCCACAUACUGUGUUUCAGUCCCUAUUCUUUCAAAUCAGUAUCUGAUU